CUUUGACUUCGAACUACUGUACUUACGAGUCGUCGCAAGCCUCCGUCAUCACUACUACGCGACUCUCGUGGUCCUACUCUCCGGAACCAGUGGUCUCUGCGCAGGCGACUUCGUCAGCUGCUGGUGAGGUGGCAUCACUCGUAGAAACGACGCACCUCAGGCUCAGGCCGGUCCCCCGCUCGCAGUGCACUCCCGCACUGUCCUUCCAGGAGCGAGUCUGGUUUGACCCUACGGGCUAAACACUGCAACACCGGCCAACGACUCUUCUGUUACGGUCAGCCUGAGGACUAAUUACCGACUAUGAGACACCGCGACUUUGAAAUACGCAUUACAUGCGACGGAAAGGCGCUCGAUGAGUACAAUGUCCAAGUCAAGGGCAACACCAUUGAAUGUUACGUGGCUAGCGACGCUGGCAAGGUAUUUGAGAUCAAGUCUAGCAAUCACUCCUCGCAGCAUCUUUCAGCCUUUAUUACCAUUGAUGGCCGCAAGUUCCCAAGGAGCGCAACCAUGAAACCACAGGGAAAGAACAAGUCGUUUGUCUGGAGAGAUAGCGUGGAGGGGAAGCAGCCACUGAUGUUUUCGGAAAUCUCCGUCACAGAUGAUGAGAAUGUUGCGAGAGAACCGUCAUGGGCAAUUGAUCUGGGUCUUGUCCGGAUGACUGUUCUCCGUUCGAAGGUCUUAUAUGAAAGACCCUGGUCACCACCCCCUGUUACACCAAUGCAGAACUUUGGGCCCAUCCAUGAGACUGCAAAGAAAGGUGGUAUGCAUUGUGUCUCACUAGGCCCAAGAACAGUAGAUCCAAACCCCACGCAGAAGGCCUUAAAAAUCUGCUGCAUUGACAACCAUUCUGCACCGUACAUAACCUUCGAAUUCAGAUACAGACCCCGUGCCAUUCUCCAGGCGCAAGGCAUUAUAGAGCGUCCCAAGCAGCCACUCGUCGACAACCUCGACGACCCAUCCGCGGCACGAGAUGCGUCGUCGCUAAUGCGGGUUCGAAAUCUAGGUGGUGAUCUAUCUCGCAGUCGCGAAGAUGAGCCCGAAUUAGGCCGGCCACGAAAACGACCACGGCGAGACGACAAAUUGCUGUCUUCCAUUGCGGACUCCCCAACCGAGGAGAUCGUGGACGCCAAGCCACCUGUGCUCAAAGACGAGGAAGACGAUAGCACGGAUGAUCUUGACGCACUCGAGGCACAACUUAUCCAGACCAUACGGCAAAGGAUUGAUAGGGUGAAGAGUAAGAGGUCCCGAGCUAGUCAGCGCGGGAUCGUCAAGAGAGAGCCAUCCCCUAUCCGAGUCGGUGGAUCCAGUGGCGGUGUCAUAGACUUGACGGACGAUUAGGGCUCGCAAGUGAUCAUUGCAUGCACGCGGAGGAUUGGCGACUGGGCCCCUCGACUUGUCUUCAUCGUGUUUGUUUGUUAUCCCUUUAUUGUCAUUGAGGGCCGAGCCCAAUGUAGACAUAAACACGUCCUGCUAUCCUUCUUCCCUUCUCCGGCUUCCCCUUCAUCCCAGCGCAUGUCCUCUCUUCAUUUUGCUGGGUUCAUCCCGGGUCGAAUUUGUUGACUGUUAGGCGCGUCGAACGUAUGGUCAUUCGGUCGUCUCA
This is a messenger RNA of Rhodofomes roseus, 1600 nucleotides long. RefSeq lists its product as uncharacterized. NCBI's taxonomy places the organism in Eukaryota, Fungi, Basidiomycota, Agaricomycetes, Polyporales, Fomitopsidaceae. The record is from RefSeq and is a predicted model, not a curated record. The coding region runs from base 301 to 1338 and encodes 345 amino acids. The transcript is spliced from 7 exons.